Messenger RNA from Dibothriocephalus latus, 564 nucleotides. NCBI's taxonomy places the organism in Eukaryota, Metazoa, Platyhelminthes, Cestoda, Diphyllobothriidea, Diphyllobothriidae. The record is from the annotation of a GenBank genome assembly.
AUGUGGAGUUUUGUUCCGCCACUACCAAGGAAACUCCUGCCCAAAUACCUUAUGUGUAGUGCAUUCGCCUUUUGCAUAACAGUAUUGUGUUGUGGCGAGUAUUGGUACCUCAGCUUGAUCGCCUGUUUUCACAACGAGACGACCUGUGAGUGGGAGACCUCUGCUCUACCUCGACCGGGCAGCGAGUCAGCUGAGAACCAGCUGGCCUGUAGUGACAACAGUACAGAUCUGGAAAACGCCACUACCACCACCCCAUCCGCCCCCGUGUCAUCUCAGGGCAAACACCUGUGUCUUCCCACGACCAUAAACUAUGACAUUUGGUUGGUGAAUGGAGUUCCCAGCCUGCAGGACUACUACCGCUUUGAGCACCAGUUCUCCUUCGAGGAUCAUGACAUCUUCGAGAUGUAUCUCGUCUUCUGCCUGCUCUACUUCUUCCUCUCCAUCAUAUUCCACGUCAGUCUGAGCCUUUUAGCUAUAAUAUUUUUCCUAGUACAGGGUCUCGCAGAAGUAACUGACCCUUUUGAUUUGCUAAUGAAACGAAAACUAUUAACGCUAGGAUAUUGA